Molecule: messenger RNA, 1194 nt
Organism: Acaromyces ingoldii
Lineage: Eukaryota; Fungi; Basidiomycota; Exobasidiomycetes; Exobasidiales; Cryptobasidiaceae
Exons: 1
Coding region: 201-1040 (279 amino acids)
Biological process (GO): autophagosome assembly; autophagy
Cellular component (GO): phagophore assembly site
Source: RefSeq, a predicted model, not a curated record
CUCACGCACUCCUAACUUGAGGGCUCAGCAACUGCCAUUUGGCCCACUUGAUUCGCUCCCUGUCUCUUCCUUUGUCUCUCUCUCGCUCGUGUUCAUUCAUUGGUGAGGGGGCAUGGAAGAUGAUGCCCGUGUCGUCUGGAUAAGGAGGAGCACGCCAACAACACACCGCGGUUGACGAGAGAAGAGAAAUCCAGAUCGCCAUGCCGACGCCGCCCUCGGGGAGCGCGCUGGACGUGCCAGUGCUGCCCGGGGGUGGUGGCUCGCUCGUGCGGGCGUACGAAAGCUUCAGCUUUGCCUUUGACCGCAUCGAGACGGCGCUGCUUCCCGACGUGGCCCGGGCUGUCCUGCACACGAUUCUCUUCCAGCGCGCACUCGGACACGUCCGUCCGGCCAGCGUCGUUGUACUCGAGCGCGAAUUCCCGUGCGUGAGGGACGCGGGCGUGGAGCGCGUCGUCGAGGAAAAGGUCGAGGAGCUGGCGAGGCUCGUAGAGACGCGGGGAAAGGUCAGGGUUGCGGUGCUGCAGACGCCGCUAUCGGCAUCGAGAGCAGCGGCGAGCACUACGCAAUCGACGCAGCAGUCGCAACAGCAGCAGCAGCACCCGCCCGCCACUUCAGCAGGAGCAGGGACGGCGACGGCGACGGCGGACAAGCAGGCGACUGCCCGGACGGGCGGAUAUCCCUACGCGUGGAUCACCCAUGCCUGGUCCGGCGGCAUCACCGGCACCACCGUCCAUCGUCCCGAGGAGAGCGCCGUCGCGCCACCGCACUCGCCCAGCCCGGACCCCACCAGCCCAGCAGCCCCCUCGCGCGCCAGCACCACCGAGGCCGAGUUCGAAGAGUGGGCCGUGACAUUCACCCUGGUCAGCGCACAGACGGAGCGCGAGCGCAACCGGCUCCAUCGAGCGACGUCGAGCCAGCUGGCCGACUUUGUCCGGCAACUCAUCCGCUUCACGGACGAAAAGAGGCUCCACAUUCCCUCGAUUACCACCAACGACCUAGAGCCGUUUCCCAUCAAGAUCGACGUUGAACGUCUGCCUUAGUACUCGGUUUUUUUUUUUUUUUAGCCAACACGCAGCGCAUUUGCCAAGACGUCCUUGGUAGUUAGUACUUGGUAUCGAAGAAUGGUAGGAUUGAUAGAGAGAUUUGCUACUGUACAAGGACUACGAAAGGAAUCUGAUCAGUGGCACGCCGUGC